Candida tropicalis MYA-3404 is the source of this 2196-nucleotide messenger RNA. RefSeq lists its product as uncharacterized. Bases 1 to 2196 code for a protein of 731 amino acids. Lineage: Eukaryota; Fungi; Ascomycota; Pichiomycetes; Serinales; Debaryomycetaceae. The transcript has a single exon. The record is from RefSeq and is a predicted model, not a curated record. Gene Ontology annotation, molecular function: protein heterodimerization activity.
AUGCUACUGAUCAAUCGCAAACCAAAACAAACAAUAUCAUACAAGAUAAGGAUGGAUGGACUACUAGAACACAACAAGAAUAGAAGUUUGUCUCAGCCAGUGACACCAAAAAGAAAAACAGCAACAACAUCAUCAUCAUUGUCAUCUGUUACAUCCCCUGAACACUCACAUUCAUUACCGAAUUCAGCACUUCGAAGAACACCCAUUUUCAAUAUUCAUCUACCCCCACGGGAAUUAUUUCAACAAGAUACAAAUGUCAUACCAUUGCAAGGUGAAAGGGGCAGAAGUAGAACCAAACCAUCUACACCAACUAAUCGUACCUCACUCACUCCAAGGAGAGCUAAAUCUUUGACACCAAGUAUACGAUCAGGAUCGUUAACUCCAAGAUCGAGAACAUCAUUAACUCCAAUGCAAUCAGGUAGAAGUAGUAGAAGAAGAUCAUCGAUUAUUGUGACCAAUGAAGGAGAAAAAUUGUAUAAAUCUGAUUAUCAAGGUCCUAUUACUUUGGAUUACUUAAGAUUUUUCUGUAAAGCACUGAUUCAAUCUGAGGAAAUGAUUAAAAUCAAGAAACAAGAAUUAACUAAUCCAUUCAUAGAUAAGGACACCAGCACUCCUGAAUUUAAUGUUGUGGAGAAUAUAGAAGAAGACACUAUAGAGGAUAUCCAAUUGGAGAAUGCUCCAUCUGAGCAAAAUACAGCCGAGAAUUUUAAUGAUUCACUUCAGAUACCGGAUGAUUAUGAACAAUUACUAGCGUCACCUCAAAGAGAAGCUAGUGAAAAUGAGGGUGACAUGUCAAUAGAAGAAGAAACGGAGCACACACCGGAGAAUAGUGAUGUAUCUUCACCUAUUGAAAUACCUAUAGUGAAACCAAGACCGUUAUCAUUUUUGCAAAAGAUAUUGUUGUCAAAGCAAAAACAGAGUUCAUUCUUGGGGAGUUUUGAUGAAGACGGAAAUGUGCCAAUAAAACAAGAAAUAGAAGUUAAGCAUAAUUAUGUGGAGGUUAAAGAAAAAGAUGCGAGCAUCAAAGAGGAGGAACAACAAAUUAAAGAAGAAGUUGUAACCGUUAAAGAAGAGAAAAUACAUCAAACAGACCCAACUGCCAGUGACAGACCAAUUGAUCAGUUCACAAUUCAAAGUGAUUCACAAAUUGACAAUCAGUUGUUCCCAGCAUGGACAAAACCUGAAAAGGAAAACACUCUAGGGUAUAGUAACAAAAUACUGCUGACUUUAGAACCUAGUAUUGAGAAUACUAUACAAGAAGGGCAGUUUGCAGAUGAUGAAUUUGAAACAAAGAAUGAAGUCUUGGAUGAUAGAGCCAAUUGGGAAGUUCCGGAACUUGAAUCUGAACAUAUUGUUGAUGAUGAAAUAUCAGAACAGUUUCAAGAAGAAGCAGAAGUCAUCGCUCCUGUUAACGAGGAUGAUUCAACAAGUGAAUCGAAAAUCAAUAGCGUCCACAAUAUGGAAGAUAGCAACAUCACACCUGAAGAAAUUGCUGCGGUAAAUGAUGAUUCAAGGCAAACACCAGAUGUUUCCACACCUUCACAUUUAGUAUCCUCAAAUGAGCAAAUAUUGCCAGCAGAUUCAGAUAGUUCUGCUGAUUUGUUUGUCCGUGAUGACGUAGAACAAGAAAAUGAUGAAAUAAUACAAGAAGAGUUUGUUCUUGACGACGAAGGGGAUGAUGAUGUUAAUGAAUCUAUCUUUAAUGAAAUUAUCAACGUAAAUACCUCCCAACAAGAUGAAAAACCAGAAUUCCUAUCAUCAGAACGCAUGCUUCCUAAAAAACGCAAGAUGACAUCCGUUCCUUCGGGUUUAGAUGUGAAUUUUCGUGAUGUAUCAUAUAUUGUUAAAUCUAUUCAAGCACAAAAUUUUUUUGAAAGUGACAUGCCACCAAAAAAGAAAACCAGAAAACCUAAAGCCUUUUCCAAAGAUAUCAUACUGUCUAUUCAAGACAAAUCAAAUGAAUUUCUUGAUAAUCUAAUGGAUGAUUUAAAGAGUUAUGCACAUCACAGAGGUUCAAAUACAGUCGAUAUGAAUGAUGUGUUGCUAUAUUUACAACGAACUAAAUUUACUGGUAAAUCGGACACUUCAGAUCAAGAAAUAGAUCAGAUCUCAGUGUUGGCACAAAGAUUUUUACCGCUUGAGGAUUUAAUUGCAUUGGAUAACGAUUUGUAUGACUCUGUUUCGUUGAAUAAAUAA